Acipenser ruthenus (sterlet) is the source of this 4627-nucleotide messenger RNA. Its product is annotated as ubiquitin carboxyl-terminal hydrolase 49-like. The record is from RefSeq and is a predicted model, not a curated record. NCBI's taxonomy places the organism in Eukaryota, Metazoa, Chordata, Actinopteri, Acipenseriformes, Acipenseridae. Gene Ontology annotation, molecular function: cysteine-type deubiquitinase activity; zinc ion binding. Gene Ontology annotation, cellular component: cytoplasm. Gene Ontology annotation, biological process: protein deubiquitination. The transcript has 7 exons. The coding region runs from base 728 to 2755 and encodes 675 amino acids.
AGCGAAUUGAUGGACUAACCACCAAUAAGAUCUGAAGCUUUGUCAGAGAUUGAUCACCCUGUGGCCAAUCAGCGAGCAGAGGAGGAGGAAACUCUGCGGUUCGGUUGUCUCGCGGUCGAUGACAGCUCGCGCGUGCUGAUGAUGGCGGUAAAUAAAAGCUACCCAAAAAUUGUUUUUUUUAUUGAAAUAUUUUUUUGAAUACAUCUAACAACGUUAUAUAGCGGCAUUCUGAUCUACAGCCCCGCCUGUUAUGACACGAGUUUACAGCCUUUAAAAGUUGAAAACGUUUUUUUUCUUUUUCUUUUGAAGGAAUGAGAAUUUUUUUUUUUUUUUUGGAGUGACCUCCUGUUGUUUUGGUUUAUGUUUUUAAAGUUUAUUUUAUAUUUGUGAUUCAGACCCGCGCUGGUGUUCAGCAGAAAGAGGGACAGGUUUUUUUAUUAUUAUUAUUUUUUUCUUCUCCUGGUACUGUUGUGGAUAAAGCUGAGCCCUGGACUCGGAGUCGAGGAGAGUUUGUUAGCGGCAGUCUCUUUGUUCUGAAGGUGCUGGUUUGCUUUUGCAACGUGAAGAUGCGUCUCAGCCUGUUGAGCAGCGUGUUGUGAGCCACCCUGCUGGCUGAGAUGGUGACGGUUCAGUCCCCGGCGUCAGUGAGUACCGGGUCAGUGUCACAGAUGAGUUCUCGCGCAGAGGGGAGGUCGCAGUCCUGAUCAAGUGUAUGCAUUGCUGAGCGAUGGAUCGAUGCAAACACGUGGGCAGGCUGCGUCUGGCCCAGGACCACUCCAUCCUGAACCCCCAGAAAUGGCGCUGCGUAGACUGCCAAACAACAGAGUCAGUGUGGGCCUGCCUCAAGUGCUCGCACGUGGCCUGUGGGCACUACAUGGAGGAGCAUGCCCUGAAACACUUCCAGGAGUCGCGGCACCCGCUCGCCAUGGAGGUCCACGAGCGCAACGUCUUCUGCUACCUGUGCGACGACUAUGUGCUCAACGACAACGCCGAGGGGGACCUGAAGCUGCUGAGGGGGGCCCUGAGCACUGUGGUGCGCGGCCCGGAGGGAGACCCCUCCAAGCCCAGCCGCCGCAGCCUGCGCUCCCUGGCCUCCGGGGAGAGCCCCAGCUCCCAGCCCCAUGGCGAGUCCGGCAGGCAGCCUGCCAUGCAGACAGCUCUGUGGCACCGGCGCCAAGCCCUGCUCAGCAAGUCCCUGAGAGCCUGGUUUGGGAAGAGCUCCAGGGGCCAGCAGCGGCUGGAGGAGGAGCGGAGGAAGCAGGAGAAAGAGAAGAGGAAGGAGGAACUGAGGCUGCGGAGGAUGGAGGUGAAGCAGCGGCUGCUGGAAGAGCUGGCCAGCUCCCCUCCUAGGAAAAGUGCCAGGCUGCUGACGCAGGCGCCCAGAGAACAUGCCAUCAUCCCCAGGAAGUUUCGGGAUCCCCCCGAGCGGACGCACCUGCUCUCUCGGAGGUCGCUGGGCGGCGCUCGAAAGCGGCGGAGAUGCUAUCCCUCGUCUAGGCGGAAGGUGACCCCUGGGGUGACAGGUCUGAGGAACCUGGGGAACACCUGCUACAUGAAUUCGAUCCUGCAAGUGCUGAGCCACCUGCAGAAGUUCCGGGAGUGCUUCCUCACGCUGGACCUCUGUGAGACUGAGGAGCUCCUGGCCAAAACCUCGGGGGUCAACAAGUCCAGGGUCGUGAACGGGACCCCCCACUCGAACGGUGGGACGGGCCGCAAUGACAAGCCGGGGGGGCUGUCCGGCAGUAAGCAGAGCCUGCCCCCGAGCCUGAACGCAGCUGAACUGGUGCAGCCCAAAGAGCCGCGGUCCUCCCGGCAGAUGUCUCUUUGCCACGAGCUGCACACGCUGUUCAGGGUGAUGUGGUCAGGGCGCUGGGCCCUGGUCUCCCCCUUCGCCAUGCUGCACUCCGUAUGGAACCUGAUCCCGGCGUUCCGAGGCUACGACCAGCAGGACGCGCAGGAGUUCCUAUGCGAGCUGCUGGACAAGGUGCAGCAGGAACUGGAGUCGGAGGGGACCAAGCGCAAGAUCGUCAUCCCCUUCUCCCAGAGGAAGCUCACCAAGCAGGUGCUGAAGGUCGUCAACACCAUAUUCCAUGGGCAGCUGCUCAGCCAGGUGACCUGCUUGACCUGUAACUACAAGUCGAACACAGUGGAGCCGUUCUGGGAUCUGUCCCUGGAGUUUCCGGAGCGCUAUCACUGUGUGAAGAAGGGGGCCGCAGCCACUGCCUAUCACAGCGACUGCACGCUCACGGAGAUGCUGGCAAAGUUCACAGAGACCGAAGCUCUGGAGGGGAGGAUCUAUGCCUGCGACCAGUGCAACAGUAAAAGGCGGAAGUCGUCCCCAAAGCCUCUGGUACUCGCGGAAGCGUGCAAACAGUUACUGAUCUACAGGCUACCUCAGGUCCUGCGGCUGCACCUCAAGAGAUUCAGGUGGUCCGGUCGCAAUCACAGAGAGAAGAUUGGCGUGCACGUGACGUUCGACCAGGUUUUGAACAUGGAGUCUUACUGCUGCAGGGACUCUCUGUCCUCGAUCCACAGGGAGAGCUUUACCUACGACCUGUCUGCUGUCGUCAUGCACCACGGCAAGGGGUUCGGCUCAGGACACUACACCUCGUACUGCUACAACACUGAGGGGGGUUUCUGGGUUCACUGUAAUGACUCCAAGAUGAACGUGUGUAGUGUGGAGGAAGUGUGUAACACCCAGGCCUAUAUCCUCUUCUAUACUCAGCGAUCAGUGCAGCAGACCAGCGUGGCUUGAACCCAGAUCCACACUCCUAGACUCAGGGCUGUAGCAAAACAUGCCGACCAGGACUGUUUCCAACAUGCACCUAGGAACAGCCUGACAUGGUGUCUUAAAUCAAGCUCCUUGUGCAACUGAAUUUCACUGCUUAACCACCAAAAACAACCGGAGCCCGAGGCACACUGACAACGUUGCCCACCGAUUUUAGCCCAGGGAAUCGGUAGGGAGAGUGGGCCACUGGUAUAAACUGUGGCCUUAGCUAGAGGAGGCAGUGCUCCCCAAUUGAUAUCGCUUGGGAUAGUGGUUCAGAUGAGGGGUAGAAGGCAUUGCAGCCAAGUGACAGAAAUAUCCACACAAAAAAAACACCAGUCUGCAGCAAUCAGGUAUUUUUAAAUUCAUUGUUGCACAUCAAUCGAUUUCUCUUGGGGUUCAGUGAUAUCUGUAGAAUACAGAGGUUUAUCACUCUCUGGCAUGAGUAACAAAAUCUCACCCACAGGGUUUACUAUUGAAUGUGCUGGCUCCCAGAUCUGCAGUACUCGGUUCCCUAUGCUGUGCUAUGCUAUACUGUACUGUAUUGAGUUUGCUAGCUGUCUGAUUGCUGGUCCUGACUUCACUAUACUGCAUUGAAUUUGCUGGCUCUCAGAUCCCCAAUACUGAGCUCUUUACUAUACUGAGUUUGCUGGCUAUCAGAUCAACACUACUGAGUUUCCUUUACUGUAUUGAAUUUACUGAGUUCUUCAUUUUCGGUUAGAAUAAAAAAUGCUCAGCAAAUUAAGAAUCGUGCUUGCCUGGGCUGAGAUUAAAUUGUAUUUAUGGCACGGCAGCAUCGUUGCAGAGUUUUACAUUUACAAAGUAUCUUAGCUGUGGGUUUGAUUUGCAGUUAAUUUGUUUUGUUUCUUCCUACUUACUUAAAAGCUGCUCCAAGGAUACCAGCGCCAUAAUCGCAACGUAUUCCCAGCCCGAGAGUGAAAAUAGCCUGAGACCUUUAGUUAAAAUGCUAGAAUAUUGUGCUGUACCAGAGCACUGGCUGUGUCUUGCCCGUUUUCAUGAAGAUUUCACAUACCUGACUCGGUCCAGGUGUGAGUAUGGAACGAAAGCACACCAGUGUAAGACAAGCUUUAGUGAAAAGAACUACAAUACCAUGCAGGUACAACCAAUCAGGGCCUGGAAUAGCAGCCAUAUUGACAUGUGCAGCUUGUAUGAAGUACUUUAACCUCAAGGCAAAAAACCCCCAAAAAAACAGCAUUUCAAGCACUGCCUUGGUUUAGGGCUUCUGUGUCCUUACAGAUUGCUUGAAUAGUCUUGGAUUGAUAACACGUCCCCUGGAGGCUGCUUUGUGUACUUCUGUUUGUGUGACGAGUUGCAGUACAGUGUUACUGCAGUAACAUUACAAUACCUUCCAGUAAAGGUGUAUUGGUGAUCUCAGCAGGCUGCUUCUUAUAUGCUUUUCUUUGUGCUCCUUUGCAGCUCUCAUUAUUGGGUACACACAGUCAAGCACAGAGACACACUUCCAGCUUGUUGAUAUAAAUCCUAGCCUAUUCCCUCAUUCAGCAGCAUGAAUAUUCGUUUGAGAGCAGUUGCUGGUUGUCAUGCGUUGCUGUUUUGCGCAUAGAAUUGUUUUUAGUGAUCUAGACGCAGAAACUUCUUGCAGCCGCACACAGAGCAAAAUAAACCCUGCUGAAUGUGUUAGUUGUUUCUGGGGAGGGAGGAACUGUCUGGCUGUUUUGUAAGGAGUUUAGACAAUGGGAAACCUAAUGCUCCCAGCUCCUUAUCCAUUAACAAUUCUAACUGGAUAAAACCCUACAAUCAAACCAAGCCUGGCGUAUUUCUAUAAAGAGAGAGAUUUGAUACACAUCUUAACAGAUCUGGUUCUUUUUUUUUUUUUUUUUU